Poeciliopsis prolifica (blackstripe livebearer) is the source of this 4695-nucleotide messenger RNA. Its product is annotated as E3 ubiquitin-protein ligase rnf152-B. The transcript has a single exon. NCBI's taxonomy places the organism in Eukaryota, Metazoa, Chordata, Actinopteri, Cyprinodontiformes, Poeciliidae. Bases 423 to 1193 code for a protein of 256 amino acids. The record is from RefSeq and is a predicted model, not a curated record. Gene Ontology annotation, molecular function: ubiquitin protein ligase activity. Gene Ontology annotation, biological process: protein ubiquitination.
UGCCAUAUACAGUCGGGUGAGUUUUGACGCUCUUUGUUCCAGGAAACAAUGAAGUGGCUCCCACCUCCCACCCCCAAAUGAGCGCAUCCCACUGUACGCAGCGUCUACGUAAUCUGGCUGCUGGAGCUCUGAGAACAACAACACGCUCUCGAGACUGAGAGAUGCUGCUGGGACCCAGUGGAUGAUGCGCCCCGCGCUCCGCAGGAGUCACCGCCAUUACAUCAUCGUCCCCCGCUCGAGAGCCGUUUGAUCAGCGCCUCUCACUGGGAUCCCGGCCGUUUGGAUCGAGCAGCGGGGAUUAAUGAAACGCGCAACGAUGGCGUUUCAAUGAGAGCAGUGGAGGGGAGGGGGAGAGCAGGAGAGACGUGCACCGUCAUCAGCAUCUGUCCGCCAGCUCCCUUUGUUUUCACCGGAGAACGUGAAUGGCGAGAGAUGACAUGGCAGAGGUAGACUUGCCGUCAAACGGAGCGGAGCCCCCCGGUGAGGCCUCCCCGGCGUUCCCCUAUGAGGAGUACGAAUGUAAAAUCUGUUACAAUUACUUCGACCUUGACCGGCGGGCUCCGAAGAUCUUGGAGUGUUUGCACACGUUCUGCGAGGAGUGCCUGAACACGCUUCACCUCCGGGAGGAGCGGCCAUGGCGCAUCAGCUGCCCGGUGUGUCGCCACCGGACGCCCGUCCCGGACUACCGGAUCCAGAACCUGCCCAACAACACCAAGGUGACGGAGGAUUUCCCGCUCUACAUCGACUCGGACCCCUUGCCGCAGGACGCUCUGCCGCCGUACCCUCCGCCUCUGCACCCGGCUCUGGUCGCCCUCCGCCGUGAGGAGGCGUCGGGCGCGUCCGGCGCCAGCCAGGCGACCCCUUCCACCACAGUGUCCACGGCCACUACCCUCUCUCAGGACUCGGUGCGCUACGACAGCUGUCAGAGCUGCAAGAGGGUGGCGUUGACCACCGGCUGCGUGUGCGUGAUUUUCUCGUUCCUGUCCAUGCUGGUGCUGCUGUUCAUGGGCCUGAUUUUUGUGCACAGCCACAGCAUCCCCCCUUCUCCGGCCGGACCCAUCUGCUUGUCUGUCGCCAGUAUCCUGGCCAUGUUCUCGGUGGUCGUUACGUGGCUUAUCUGCUGGCUCAAAUACAGACCUGACCACGAGACAGGCCGCGCGUCAGCUACCAGUAACUCCAGGAGGAACGCCUGAUUGGCUGCUGGCUCUGAUGUACCAGGGCUGUGUGUGUGGGUGUGUGUGUGUGUUUGUGAGACCAUGUACAUAGGAACCUCCUGGCAACUGAUUUGUCUUCUUGCUCCCUUUACUUUUUAUUUUUAGGGGAAAUGGCCUUUUAUCAGUAUAGCAAACACCUAAAGGCCUUCAUGUUGUUUGGAGCAAUAUAGGCCAACUUGAUCCUUGAUAAUCUUUUUCCUAAACUUAUGCACUGGACUUUGAGGUGGUCGCUGACUGGACGUGUUGCUGCGUGAACUUCUUGCUUUGAUUAGAUUUUUGGGGUGUAUUUGGUUUGAUAAAGAAACAUGAUGUACUUAGCUUUGGGUUUGGUACCCUGCCCUUCACUGUCUAGCUAUAUAAUAUGCAUUUACCCCCACUGUGCCACUCACUGUAUGAUAACUGUCCACAGUGAUUCAAUCACAUCUCAGAAACACCCACCAGUGUUAUUGUACAGAUAUGCUCACUUUUGGGGUUUUGGUUGAAAGGGUUUGGUUUUGAUGGAUGCUUACUGUGUGUUUAUGUGGUGAAUCUUUAAAUCGGAUCCCAGCUAAGCUGCAUCCACAAUGGAAUCAUGUAAAUAGGUCAGAGGUAUGGACAACUGCUGCAAGGAUGUUUGGCGUGAUCAGCCUUUUUUUAGAGACCUUCCUUUGUGCUUUACCUUUAUCUUGCAGGAUGGUACUGUUUUUACUGCCCACUUCUUCCAAGCAAAGGAAUACGAAGAGACAACUUGUGAUUUUGAACUCGUGUUUUGCUACUUUAGUGCAUGUGAGGUCAUUCUAUUCGUUUCUUUACUUUAUGAUGAAAGAGACAGGUUGUCUCCUGACUUUUGUGCCUCACCGUGUUUCUAAAUGAAGGUAAACUUCACUGCUAUCCGAAUCAGACAGCGUCGAAGCUCUGGUGUAAAUGGGGAUUCCCUCAUCUGCUCUCAUCUGUUACUCACACUCUGGAAGUUAAAGACAGGGUUUUCCGACGUAUAGCACCUUUUUGUAUGUUAGAAUAAUGUAAAAGCUUUUGCAUGUUGAUUCCGAGGAGAGAAAUGUUGGGCAGGUGCAGUCCAGAUUCCCACUUCAGCUGCUUCCAAGUUCACCUCUCUUCUUUUUCUCCAAAGCCAUAAUUAAGAAUUGUGUCACCUUUACAGGUGCAGUGAGCCAUUUUUGAAUUGGUUCAUUUCCCAUUAGGCCUGGAAACCAAUUAGCUAUACUCAAACAACAGACUGUCAGAAUACAACUGAUAACUUUUAGUUCAACGGGCUUAAUUUUUGUGGUUACAAAAAUACUCUUCAAUUUGUUAAAUUACGUCUUUAAAUGUUAGAAUGAAUUUCUUUGAAUUUGUCUGAAAACAAAGAGAUUUGCCAACCUGACCCUCAUGUCUGUGCUAGCUAGAAGAUUUUUUUCUAUCUCCAAAUUAUCAAACAAAAAUCAAUUUUUGAAAUACUUUUAUUGAACUGUAUUAGCAAAAUUUUAACUGAUAAUUAAGCUAAUCUUGUUUAACUGGCAGGUCCUCCUUUCCCUUGACCACCCCAGCAAAGACCAGGCUUUUGUUGACAGUGCCUGCCUCAAGGUUAGAAAGCUCAGCUUACAAGUUGGACUUUAUCAUCAGCAUAAUCAUAGUAGCUAAGAUAAAAAAAAAGCUCUUAACUUUUAAAAAAUUGAUGGUUUGUGUUCUAAAUAUUUAUCCAUAACACGGAUCAUAUUAUCAUAGUAGCCACUUUGUUCUGUAUUAAGGGAGCCUAAUCACCUACACUGUUAACAUUGAAAUUAAUUGAACAAUUUGUAAACAAUUUGGGUAAUAGAGUAUUUCUGAGUAGAAAUCAUGUAAGUUCUACUGCUAAAAAACAACAACUUCCAAACAUGUUCUAAAAUUUGAUUAGUUGUAACUGAUUGCUUAGAUUGUUUUGCUCUUCUGGUUUGUCCACUUUGCUAACAAGGAAGCACACAUAACAAUACUUUUUUCUAUUAAGGCAUAAAAUGGUAAUAAACAUUUUGAAUCUGUUCUUGUGAUAUAUAUAAAUCUAAAUGAAUAUUUCUGAGUAGACGUCACGUAGACUGAAAAUGUAGUCGAUUCAUUAAAUGAGUUGCAUUCUAACCAGUUACAUCGUUUCACUCCCCUUUUUUGUUCUCCAGUUUUAAAAAGAAGCUUACAAAUAAAUUGAGUUAUGGAAUGGAAAUCGGACUUAUUUUAGCAAGACGUUCAGAGACGCUUUACAUGAAAUCAGUCAUUUCCAUUCACACACGUUCACAUUAAUAUAAUUUUAACACAUCAAUAUAAGAUUGAGGCAUGAAAUGUUAUUGAAGUAGUGAUACAUUUUAAAUGUAUUCAAACACUUGAAUAGGCUACAUUGUAAACGCUGUGGUUUUCACUUACAACCACACCUCACUGUCACUCAUUGGCAAAGACUGUUUCAAGACUGACUUCAUCUUGCUAGCUAACAUAGCUUAAGCAUUAGCACUGUAGCUGACCUAGUUUAGCUGGAUGCAAUCUUUAAUUCUUGUUCCAACACAAAAACCACCAGUCUCUUUGUAGUUUUUAACAUUUAAUUGACAACACAAUUUGUAACGCCCUUCCAGAUAGGUGUCUUCUGGAUACUGAACCAGAUGAAGAAGAAGAGUUUGCUUAAGCAACAUAUUUAGUAAAAUUAAGUUUAAAAUGAUUUUGUAGGCUUUGCCACCAAAAUAAAGUAGAUAAUGUUAGCACUUUGCUACUAUUGUCCAUUACAUUUACAAAGGUAUUUCCUUCAUUAAACUAUAACUAUAUAUUAUAUAAAAUGUAAUAGGUAAUACCUUUCUAAAACAUUUUUAUUUUGAAUGUGGCCGAGUUUAGGUAAAUGCAGUAGGAUUAUGGAUGUUGAAAGCUGGUAGGUAACUAUACAAACACCCUGCAGAUGAUGUAAUGAAAAUAUUUCCACCUUAAAUGUUUGCAUGCUGGAAUACACUCCACGGAAUUCAACAGAAUCAGGAUCAGACAGUGUAGUGUGAUAGAAGGUGACUAAACUGGAGGGUGUUAUUUUUGUGAUUGUACAAUUCUGAUGCUUCAUAAUCUAAAACAAAAUGUCAACAUGAACUGUAUUAAUGUAAAACUGAGAAAUUGUGAAGCUAACAUGUUUUCCUCUGAGCGGUUCUGCUUGAAAGUAUUCCUGGCUGCAGUGGAGGAGGGAAACAGCAAAGCCAGUUUCCCCUGGUUAUUGAUGGUUAUGGAGCUAGAGCCCUGCCAGUCCCAUUGCUCCAAUCAUCCUGCUCGACCUUUCCCCAACAAGUACGAUGCACUUUCACCCUCUUAUUUUACACAAGUAAUGGGGUAAAAACCUUUGACCAAUGUAAGCAUAAUGUAUUUAUUUCUGAGGACCUAGAAAACGUUGUCAGUUUUUAUGAGAGUCUGUGGUUGUCGUUCAAGUUCCAAAUGUAUUUGCACAGAGAAAUGUUCUUUAUGUGCUGAUUUACAUGCAUAAACACGUUUCAGUAAUAAAGGAAACAUGCAUACCAGU